This is a messenger RNA of Tripterygium wilfordii, 1846 nucleotides long. RefSeq lists its product as uncharacterized. Gene Ontology annotation, cellular component: nucleolus; preribosome, large subunit precursor. The coding region runs from base 56 to 1450 and encodes 464 amino acids. The transcript has 13 exons. The record is from RefSeq and is a predicted model, not a curated record. Gene Ontology annotation, biological process: ribosomal large subunit biogenesis. Gene Ontology annotation, molecular function: protein binding. Lineage: Eukaryota; Viridiplantae; Streptophyta; Magnoliopsida; Celastrales; Celastraceae.
UAUAGUGUAGACUGUAGUCCAGGAUUUUACUGCGAGAAAAUCUGUGUAGAGAAAGAUGCCUCGCACGACCACGGUCGAGCUCCCCGGUUGGCCUCCGCUUCGAGCCCUAACUUUCGAUGACCUAGGUCUUGUGAAAGGUCACUGCUUAGAAGAAUACUCUAUCACUUCUCUCACUCAAUUCUACAAAUCUGCUCCUACAGUUCCCAAGGUGGUUGAGCGAAGGGGAGAGCCGGACUCCUCGAAAUGUGUGUUAGCAGCUUCCUUGAAUGACAGCCAAUCAGACCCCUUAUUAGCUGUUGCAAGAAAAAAUGGUGCGAUUGAGGUACUCAACCCGCUUAAUGGGGACCUCUGUGUUUCAUUUUCUAAUGUCAGUGAUGUUGGUGUUCAUCCUGAAAAUGAUCCUACUGUUAGUUUGCAUUUAUUCAAGAAACAGAGACUGGACUGCACAUAUAGGACUUGCACUUUGCUUACAUGUACAACAAAAGGGAAUGCUACCAUGAGCUCCAUUGAAGUUGCCAAUUCGUCUGCAGAUUCUGCCUCUUCUGGUUCUUCAAGAACAUGGAAUGUAUGUGCUUCUGGGAACAUCUUGUGUUCUAAAGUUGAUGGAACUGAAAAUUAUGCCUUAUUUGGAGGGAAAGGUGUUGAAGUUAACUUGUGGGAUCUUGGCACAUGUAGUAAGAUCUGGACUGCUAAACCUCCUCCUAAAAACAGGCUGGGUAUUUUCACGCCUACGUGGUUCACAUCUACAGCGUUCCUGGACAACAAUGAUCACCGAAAAUUUGUUGCUGGAACCAAUAACCAUCAGGUUCACCUCUAUGAUAUAUCUGCUCAGCGGAAGCCUGUAAUAUCUUUUGAUUUCCGGGAGACCCCUAUUAGAGCAGUCUCUCAGGAUCUUGAUGGCCAUACGCACAGGAACGCAUGGAAAGGGUACGGGAAAAUGCAUGGUGCUAGUUUAAGAAUUCUACAAGUUAAGACGGUAACAUAUAUUGUUGAUUUGCAUUUUUCCUUCUAUCUUCAACAAAUGCGGAAAUUGUUAGGGUGUUUUCCUGGGAAGUGUUCUGGGAGCAUAAGAUCCACAGCCAGGCACCCAGUGCAUCCUUUGCUUGCUUCUUGUGGUUUGGAUGGGUAUUUGCGUUUUUGGGAUAUAAAGACUCGGCAACCUCUUUCAGCGGUUUUCUUGAAGCAGCAUCUCAUUCAUGUCAUUUUUUAUUCCAACUUCAAUGACCAAGAAGAGUCCCUUCCCGCAGCAGCAGAUUUGUUGCAACAUGAAGAACAUGACACAAACGGGAUCGUAAUUGAUGAUGAGACAGGGACAAAGCGUGUCAAGAGAAAGAAGGCGAAGAAAUGCAAAGAAAGUAGUGUAAAGGAAUUUAAAGAAGAUGAGGGAGCAAAGAAGUCCAAGAGAAAAAGCAAGAGGGUUAAGCAUGAGGCUAGCAGGGAUGCAUCAUGAUUAGAAGGCAUGAGGUUAGUGAUGGACACUGGAGGAACAAGUGAAAUUUUGGGCAUGUGAUUGUGUGAAGGUGCAGAGAGAACUAACAGUUGUUGUUGCACACAUCUUUGACGAGGCUCCUUGGAAGGGGAGGUUUCUUUGUUCUUUUGAGAAUUAUUAUUAUUACGGCAGUGGAGGUUGACUUGCAGCUGAGAUAUGUUCAAAUAUGAACUUGAAAUUUUGGUCUUAAAUUAGCAAAAUAAGGUGAUUUGUAAGAGUCCCAUCUAUCAAGUUGAUAUUCAGGUUGUAAUGGACCUAAUGGUACCAAAUAGGGCUGGGGGGCUGGAAAUGCCAGGAAUUUUUUUAAUCUCAGCCAUUUAUAACGGUAGUAUUGGGAGAUGCCAACUCAGCAUCAGA